AUGGAUGCUUGUCAUCUACUACUAGGCAGGCCUUGGAAAUAUGAUGUAGAUGCUAGGCAUGAGGGAAGGAAGAGUGUUUAUAUCAUCACCAAGAAUGGGGUGAACUUCACUAUGAUGCCUCUUCCAGAUGAUAAUAAGGAUAAGCACAUUGUGACUAGUGUCAUGCUAGUGGAUGAGAGGGAGUUCAUGAAGGGUGUGAAGGAGAAAGAUACUCCUUGCUUUGGAAUAGUUGUCAAGCCUAAGAUUGAACCUAAGAAGCAGCCUAAGAACCAAGAGACGGAAAGGAGAGUAGGUCCUAAACACGUUCAAAAUCUGCUAGACCGGUAUAAGGGGAUAGUUGUAGAUAGUACCACAAAUUCCUUACCCCCUCAAAGGGAAAUUAGUCAUUGUAUUGACCUCAUGUCAGGUGCUACACUACCCAAUAAGGCAGCAUACAAGCUUACCCCUGAAAAAAAUGCAGAAGUCACAAGACAGAUCCAAGAAUUGCUUGAGAAAGGGUUCAUUAGGAAGAGCAUAAGUCCUUGUGCAGUUCCUGUAGUACUAGCUCCCAAGAAAGAAGGAACAUGGAGGUUGUGUACCGACUCUAGGGCUAUCAAUAAGAUAACAAUCAGAUAUAGAUUCCCAAUUCCAAGAAUGGAGGACUUGAUGGAUUGUCGAGGAGGGGCCAAGUAUUAUUCCAAAAUGGAUUUGAAAAGUGGUCAUCAUCCAAUAAGGAUCAGAGAUGGAGACCAAUUGAAGAUAACUUUUAAGACCAAUGAAGGCCUAUUUGAGUGGAUGGCAGGAGAAACUAAAUCACCAGCUAAUAAAGUUGUUGAUGCACUUAGUAGAAGGAACUUAGAAAUCCAGGAGAUUCAAUUGGAAAGCAUGGGAAUCAAUGCCUUAAAAUACAUGUAUCAGGGGCAUGAAGAUUUUAAGGAGGCCUAA
Molecule: messenger RNA, 924 nt
Organism: Cryptomeria japonica (Japanese cedar)
Lineage: Eukaryota; Viridiplantae; Streptophyta; Pinopsida; Cupressales; Cupressaceae
Exons: 2
Coding region: 1-924 (307 amino acids)
Source: RefSeq, a predicted model, not a curated record